CGAGGCAUGGUGAAGGUGUUUCCUUUUUCAAAAGCGACAGUUGGGUGCAUUAACUCUCCCAACACGGUUUUUAGAUGAGAAGAUGAUCCAAAUUUAAUUAACCUUUCUUCCCCGCCAUUAAUCCCUUCUCUGUUCUCCAUCUAUAUAAACCCCUUUCUUCACUCCCCACUACUCACUGCUCAUCAUCUCUUUCCAGUACUACACCACUCACAUAACCAACACAAUGAAGAAGCUUCUUCUCAUUUUGCUUCUUGGCCUUGUUGUGACCUGCAUUGAUUGCAGGAAGCUGGUGGGGAAUGAUGAAUAUCAGAAGGGUUUAUUUGAGGAUCAGAAGAAUUUAUUUCACCGCGGUGGUGGUGGUCUUGGAGGUGGUGGUGGGGGAGGAUUAGGUGGUGGGGGAGGGUUAGGUGGUGGAGCUGGAUCUGGGUUUGGUGGGGGUGCCGGAGGUGGUGGCGGACUCGGUGGUGGUGCAGGAGGUGGUGCAGGAGGUGGUGCAGGAGGAGGGUUCGGUGGUGGUGCAGGAGGUGGUGCAGGUGGAGGGUUUGGUGGUGGAGCCGGUGGUGGUGGUGGGUUUGGUGGUGGUGGUGGGUUUGGCGGUGGAGCUGGUGGCGGAGCUGGUGGUGGGUUCGGUGGUGGAGCUGGUGGCGGCGGUGGCUUUGGUGGUGGACUGCCUUGAAGAUUAUAAUGAUAAUAUAAAGUAUUGAAACUUAUAUUUAUAUGAUCAUUUCUGAAAAAUGUAUCAUGGGGUAUAAUUAAUUAAGUACGGUGUUUUUUACCAGUUAUAUUUAAUUAAAAAAGAAAUUGUGUGUGUUAAUUUUUGUUUUAGUUGGUAUCUUGUGCUGAUCAUGUGAUGGAAAACAAAAUUAAUUAAGAUUGGACCGUGGACGGACGUUGGAAGUAA
Messenger RNA from Carica papaya (papaya), 901 nucleotides. RefSeq names its product glycine-rich protein 5 (gene GRP5). The record is from RefSeq and is a predicted model, not a curated record. Lineage: Eukaryota; Viridiplantae; Streptophyta; Magnoliopsida; Brassicales; Caricaceae.